AUGACAUCCAACAAUCACAACGGGGGCCACCAAUUUAUGGCUACCCAAAAAGAACACAUAGUUCUUUCCCUCUCGCAUAACCAUACUCAUUCGGCUGAUGCCACAUCAUCAGGUCCUAAUCGAAAGGACGCAUCUCCCGAGAAGUCAUGGAAGCCGAAGCUUGAUCGCCAACAGAGCUGGAGCAACGAGGAUCGCAAACAUCAACUGCAAGAACGAUUACUCGGCUCUGAAAAGGGAAAGGAGACGGGAUUCACCGAAGCACAUAGUGGGGAUUAG
Penicillium paradoxum is the source of this 276-nucleotide messenger RNA. RefSeq lists its product as uncharacterized. The coding region runs from base 1 to 276 and encodes 91 amino acids. The transcript has a single exon. The record is from RefSeq and is a predicted model, not a curated record. Lineage: Eukaryota; Fungi; Ascomycota; Eurotiomycetes; Eurotiales; Aspergillaceae.